AUGUCGGACGGUAAGAAGCCAUCAAUUCCCGCCUGGCAACGCGCCAAACCUGCCUCAACACCCCCGGCAGACGAUCCCGUCUACUCCCAGCCCGAAAGCAACGCCAUCGAGACGGGCGACAGUCUCAAAGAGGUGGAAAUCGAGUCACAACCAACGGAAUCGCCAUCUGAACAAUCCGAACCGGAAAUUGUCCCCGCCGACACGACAUCACCCACGACGGAGCCACAUCCCGCUGCCAUUCCCCCCAGAUCAGCGACGUUCAGCAAAGAUGACUUUUCCACAUACCAAGCACAACAAUCACAAUCACAGCCACGUCAAAUAGCACAACAACCCGCGCCUCAACAACGCCCACCACCGAUCAUCACCUACCCCGAAUUCCUCCUGUCGGCCCACAAACCACCUCCCUUGAUCACUCCAUCCAGGGUCAUCACCACCAUCUACGCCGCGACUGGCAUUUCCGCCCUGUUAUACGGCGCAAGCAGAUGGCUCGUGACUCCCAUGGUCCAAUCGCUCUCCGCUUCCCGCCACGAACUCCUCACCCACAGCACCUCCAAAGUCGACGAGUUCAAUGAGAAGUUGAGCAAGAUUGUCUCCCAAAUCCCCGUGCCACCACCCAAAGAGGGAGAAGCGAAAGAAGCAGAAGACGACUCGAGCGUGGACAGCGACCCUACCGAACUCUACCACCGAGACAUGGGCACCCAAACCUCCGAUCUCCCUACCAAUCCUGCUCCACCACAGAAGAGUCCCGCAGACCGGGAAACUUCCAUCCUAAACAUCAUAGAAUCUCACUUCGCCGAACUCUCCGAUUCCUCCGACCGUGUCGCGGAAGCGAAUAAAGAUCGACAAUUGACCAUUAAUAAAUUCCGACAUUUGUUGGAUGGAAUGGUAUAUAACAUGGAUGGAUUGCCAACGUGGGAAGCAGGAAGUGAUGGAGCCAUGAUGAUGAAAGCUCCUGGGCAAGGAAAAGGGGACAUGGUGGAGGAAUUGAAGAAAGAAAUUCGAGGCGUCAAAGGAGUGUUGUUGAGUGCGAGGAGGUUUCCUUCCACGCCCGGCAGAGUCGCGAGUACUGUGGCAUCCUGA
Molecule: messenger RNA, 1080 nt
Organism: Ramularia collo-cygni
Lineage: Eukaryota; Fungi; Ascomycota; Dothideomycetes; Mycosphaerellales; Mycosphaerellaceae
Exons: 1
Coding region: 1-1080 (359 amino acids)
Source: RefSeq, a predicted model, not a curated record